This is a messenger RNA of Diaporthe amygdali, 786 nucleotides long. RefSeq lists its product as uncharacterized. Bases 1 to 786 code for a protein of 261 amino acids. The record is from RefSeq and is a predicted model, not a curated record. Gene Ontology annotation, biological process: regulation of DNA-templated transcription. Gene Ontology annotation, cellular component: nucleus. The transcript has 2 exons. NCBI's taxonomy places the organism in Eukaryota, Fungi, Ascomycota, Sordariomycetes, Diaporthales, Diaporthaceae.
AUGGCGCCGCUGGUCGGUUACGGCAGCAGCGAUGAGGAGGAAGACGAUGUCCAGUCACCCGCGGCUCCAGCUGAGGAGAUAAAAGAGAUUCAAAAUGAAGCUGCAAUUGAGACGCCACAGGAAGAAGAUGGGGAAGAGAAGGAGUCCCACGUCUCACCACCAUCACCACCACCCCAGACAGAGCAGUCUACUCCAGCGCCACAGAUAGGACCAGUAAUGCCACCAGAUUCAGCUACCAUGGGCCCAAGUCUACCGCCAACAGACCAGGUGGAAGCCUAUCCAGAGGAGAUGGACCAGGACCAGGACACGCAAGGAGACCAAGGCCAACCGCCAUCAUCACCCUACUCAGCCAACCGCGCCCUGCUACACCAACUCACCCUUCCCACAGUCCCAAACCUCGACAUUCCACCAUCACCACCUCCAGGCACACCCACAUCAGACUCAAGACACGCAGCACUCACAGCCAAGUUCGACAAGUUCCUCGAGCUCAAGCGCACCAAGGGCGUGCACUUCAACGCUCGCAUCGCAGACUCUCACGCCUUCCGCAAUCCGGAGCAGACCGACAAGCUACUGGGCUUCAUUGGCAUCGACACUAAGUUCGACAGGGACGUUGGCGCCGGCGCCAGCCAGUACGCCACCACUCUGCCCGCUGAGCUCUGGGAUCCUGCUGGCUUCCCUGCCUGGGCGUACCGCGGCCAGCUACGGAGGGCGCAGGAGAAAGCGUCUAAGGAGCGGGCAAGGGCCCAGGGCGAGGCGGUACAAUUUGUUCCGGCGGCGAAUCCUUAG